Molecule: messenger RNA, 672 nt
Organism: Aspergillus oryzae RIB40
Lineage: Eukaryota; Fungi; Ascomycota; Eurotiomycetes; Eurotiales; Aspergillaceae
Exons: 6
Coding region: 1-672 (223 amino acids)
Source: RefSeq, a predicted model, not a curated record
AUGUACGGAUUAGGAACAAUACAUGGUGAAGCUGGUCCUUGUUUGCGGAUGUCCAUGUUCACUCCGGUCGUCCAUGGCUGCGUUGGAAACAACCAGGGACAUGUUGUGACGCAGCCAGUAGCUUCAAAACAUGGUGCUUACGGCACAGGAAAGGGCCUGGGUGCAAAAGCCAACACAGACCUCAUUGAUAAGCGAAAUCCAGGCAAGAUAGUUACGCAACGACUUCACUCAGUCAGCCGCCAGAGUCAUACACCAACGUGCCCUGGAAUCUCGCCUCAACAAAUACGGCAACCUCUGGCGAGUCCUCAUGACCACAGUCGAGCGAUUCCUAGAACGAAGCGAUCGACUCGUGGAUUUCACCGUGGCACUAUAGCAACUUCCCAAUUACGGUGGGGAGAUGUGCUGAGGAAGACGCAAGAUUCGGCUCCAUGCGAGAAAUUCCAUCACCCGCGCAUUGAAGGCUAUAUCGAAGAGGCGGAAGAAGACUGGUGGUACAAUAAGCUGUGCGAUGAGGAGCUGGAGGUGAUGGAUAUCAGGACGCUGAAUGGGCUGGUCAAAGGAGCCAUGGGCAUUCUGGAAGGAGCGGUUCGAAUGGAUCUCCACCGUGACGGCGUUGGAUCGACAGACGAGGAAGAUCGCGACGAAGCCGGUGGAACAGAUGACCAGCAUUGA